AUGGAUCCAGUUUCAAACAAAAGUGAAAAUAAUAAUAUUACAGAUAUGAUAUCAGAACGAAUGCCAGUUGCUUACUCAUUUAAUGUUGAAACACCAACUCAACUUGUUGAUAUUAUGACUGAACAAGAAGUAUAUUUACCAAUGGAUAUUAGUCUUCAUCAAAUGGGAAAUAUACGUUUUAUAAUUGUGACACGUCAUUUACGGCAAAUACCAUUUGAUAUAAUUAAAAUCGAUAACUUUUGGUUUAUAGAAAAAAUCUUUUAUCAUGAAUUAAGCAAUUAUUUGAAACAAGGAGAUCGUCUUCUUAUCAUAAAUAAAACAAUGAUUUCUGAUCAAUUACAAGAAACAGAGAUCUUCAAAUUAAUACUGCAUUCAUCUGCUCCAUUUAUAAUAUGGGUUACUUGGGAUGUAGAUACUUUUAUAAAACAUCAAAUAAAAUCUCGUCAAUGUAAAAAUGAAGAUGCUUAUAUCGAUGCAAAAGCAUAUUUACUUAAAACAAAUGAUUAUAGAGAUAUUAGUUUAUAUGAUCAGUUAGCAAUUAUUAUUGAGAAUAUUCUUCAAAAUCCACAAAAUGAUAUACAUGAAUUAUUUGAAAAACUCGAGUAUCCAAUUUUACAAUCGAAUUUACGUACAGCGAAAGAUGAUACUGAUUUAAUAAUAACGAAAAUACAUGCUCAAUUACUACAGGGAAAAGAAAAAUAUUUACUUAAAUCUAAAGAUUAUGUAAUUAAAGCUGUUCCUUAUUUAAUGGACAUAGCUAAUCAUUGUUCAAAUGCAGGUUAUGGUAUUCAUACAACAGAAAUGAUCUUAAUUUGGUCAGCUAUGAAACGUUUAAAUAAUCAAAUUAAUUGUACGGAAAUGAAGUUUUGGGGUAAAAUAUUUGGAAUCUGUUGUGAUUAUUAUAUCGUACAAAUUCAACAUGAAAAAGAAAUUACAUUUGAUGAAAUCGAUAUUAGUGAACGUGAACAGAAGUUAAAAGUAAAAAAAAUAUCUAAACAUACAAAUCAUCAAUUAUCAGAUCAAAAACUAUCAACGGAAAUCCCAAGUGAACCACAUGGAAUAGGUACAAAUCAGUAUACUUACUUUGUAACAAAUUCACCUGGACUUCCAUGGAUAAAAUUACCUGACGUCAAACCAGCUACGAUUAAUUAUGUACGAAAAAUUCGUUGUUUAUUUACUGGAUGUCUUCUAUCACAAGUGACUGGCUUCCCACCAAUUUUUGGUUUAGAAAAAGAUUACCUACGAGCUCAGAUUGCUCGUAUUACAGCGACAACACAUAUAUCACCAGCUGGAUAUUAUAUGUUAACAGAUGUUGAAGAAGAAGAAGAAACAACUUUGAAUGAAGAACGUAAAGAGCCAAAUAUUAUAAUUAACUCGGAAUUCAAUAAUGAUCUAACAAAUCCAAUUACAGUUGAACAAUUAGCUAAUUCAAAUUUAGAAGAAUGGGUACAUUCUCUACCUGAAAUAUUACCACAAGGACGUACUCGUUUCUGGCGUCCACCGUCUACACAAACAACAAAUUCUAUUACAGAAGAAGACGACAACGAAGAAAUAUUAAAUGAAAAUAAUCUUCAAAUUCCUGCUCCACUUUUACAACCGAUUAGUGACGAUAAAUUAUUAUAUACGGACCAAACUCCAUGGUCAGUUGGUUUAACAAUGUCUGUUAUGCAAGAAUAUAGUAUGUGUUAUGUACGAUCAAAUAUUUGGCCAGGUGCUUUUACUCUCGGCAAUGCUGAAAAUUAUUUUAAUUUGUAUAUUGGUUGGGGACAAAAAUAUGAACAAUUCAAUCCAUCACAUCCUUCUGUACCUGAAACUGAAUAUUCACAAGAAUUGAUAGAAAAAAACGAUCCAAGCGUCGAAUUUGAAGAAGCUCAACGUAUAGCUGCUUUAGAACUUACAUCAGAAGAAUAUACUAGUGAUGAAGAAGAAAAUGAAGAACAAUUAACUGACGAAGAAGAAGAAGAAGAAGAACAAGAAAACGAUUAA
This is a messenger RNA of Adineta steineri, 1986 nucleotides long. NCBI's taxonomy places the organism in Eukaryota, Metazoa, Rotifera, Eurotatoria, Adinetida, Adinetidae. The record is from the annotation of a GenBank genome assembly.